Molecule: messenger RNA, 3621 nt
Organism: Exophiala xenobiotica
Lineage: Eukaryota; Fungi; Ascomycota; Eurotiomycetes; Chaetothyriales; Herpotrichiellaceae
Exons: 5
Coding region: 409-3405 (998 amino acids)
Biological process (GO): regulation of DNA-templated transcription
Molecular function (GO): zinc ion binding; DNA-binding transcription factor activity, RNA polymerase II-specific
Source: RefSeq, a predicted model, not a curated record
GUUUCUUCCACCUUCAUUGGCAUUUUUGGGCUUCAGAAGACAGACAAGGAGCACCAUUUCUUGCAGCUGCCUGUCAGGAAGCCCAUUCCUUUGCCACCUGUGUGGUUCUUAUUACCGUGCCCACACUGCUGGACCUUUUGACGCAUUGUGUCUACUUCCAUCGCGACUCUAUCCUCGACGUCCUUUUCCAUGAGGACUCAGGAACGGAAGAACUCGACAAUAACAUACAUGUUGCGCACACAUUAUUGUCGGCCCUAAAAACAGUCAUUUGAUUCUCGCCCUGACAUUGCGCGUUGAGGACCCGUUCCGUUCAUACCUGUUAUAUUAUCGGCUACUUACAGAACGCCAUCCGUGGUUGCGGUGCCUCAUUAGGAAGGCCAUGGUUGCACAGAACCAUGAGAGUGACAUAUGACAAUGACAACACCAGUGCAUCCGUCGUCUCAAGGCGGCGAUUUUACAAGAGUUCCGAAGAGACGAGCCAACUCUUGCGUGCCCUGCCGCGUGAGCAAGUCCAAGUGCUCGGGCGGAAUUCCUUGCUCAACUUGUCAGCGGAAGCGCAAGAAACCUCGAUGCUUCUAUCCCAGUGUGCUGACCAGGGAUGGCGAGGACAGUGAAGCCCUGAGAUCCGGUUCAUUGGACCAUGACCAGGCCGAAGACACCGAUGGCUUCGGCCAACAAGAUCAAGUUCCUGACUACGGAACAAACGGCGCAGAUGAUCGCGGUCUCCCAUUCAGGGUUCACGAUGACUUCUAUGCUGGCUUCUCGCUGGCGUGUACCAUAGACGAGUAUCGGUCGCUGCUAUCUACAGAGGGGCGCGUUAAGGAUAUUGUCGACUCUAUCCACACAGUUCGGAUCUUCAAACCCCAAUACGAUGAGGAAGACGGACUACUUGCAAGCGAUGCGCAAGACCCUGAGCAAUUGCUCUCUGCAGUGGGACCCCGCUCAUCAGUGGCCGCUGAUGUCGACAGUCAGUUCUCAAAAGCUCUUCGGCAAUUAUAUUUGAAAUAUUUGAAGACAAGAAAGCUUUUGGACGAGGGUUUAGUUGCUCAAGCUUGGAUCGCGCUUGCUUCCCUCGUGCGUGAAGCUCAGAUAUAUGGAUUGGAACAGGAUAGGCACGCCGAUGAUCCAGAAUAUCGUCGACGCAUCUUGUGGCUUCUGGUCGACCUCGAUGCUCAACUCACUUUCCUUCUGGGUCAUGAAUCUGUAACCUCUUGUUUCCGUCCGAGCGCCAAACCAUCACUCAGAGCUCUGAAAGGCGAGGAGAGGACGCUUCGAGAAAAUGUUCAAGACUUCUCUUCUUUCGCAUUGGAAAUCAUGGAAUACAUCAACACUAACAAGGCAGAGGACGAGAGGUCCUCACGACUCAGAUCACAGAGACUGGAAGAUGCUCUACGCGUUCUACAAGAGCACAAAACCCGACUUCCUCCGCUUCAACAAGAAAACCUGACAGACUCAACACUAUGGACGGCUAUCGCUGACCACCAGUUUGAGGUGCAACUAUUUGAAGUUGCCCUUCAAUGUAGAAUGGCUCGACAGUCCCUGCCGGAGCCGUCACAAACCAUCACCGAAGUGCAGGAGACGUUGACCAAAGCAGGAAGGCCUCGUCUUCCGCGGAAAGUAACACCGAAGGACAUUCCCAGAGACCUGCUUCAAUCAGUGAGACAAGUUGUUGAUGUCUUCGAGUACAUUUACCACCUUGAUGCAACAAAUACCGCUUCUUCCUGGUUGCGUUGCUUCGGCCUUUACUGCGCAGCUGUCAUAUUGGCCAUCUCUCUGCUGCGGGGGGAGAAUGAUGUGGAAGAAGAUGUCUUUCGUGUCGAGCGGGCUCUGAAAAUCUUCCAAGAUUUUUCGGGCCCAACACGGCCGUCAAUUGCAUUACUUGCUGUGUCAAGUCUGACUGAGCUCAUCAACGAAAUGAAGAGUGACAAUCGACAGAAUGAGGAUUCCGGUGCUGACGCCGACUCAGAGUUUGAAGAUUCAGAGCGACCAGUCAGCAAUCAGCCCUCCACAGCCACUCGAGUGGAAGCUGGCGAACAAUCUGUACAUCUGGAGGCUGGAGAGCCACCGAGUGUCAAACGCCCAAAUCCCUCCUCUUUCCAGAAUCAGCAUCGAUCCGAGAAAAGGAGCAGAUACGACGAGAUGCAGACAAGUUUUGAUCGUACCACGCAUGGAAGUCUUGUUACUUGGCAGGUGAGACCUGAGCAAGCUCAUCAGCCAUACAGUCAGCCCAUGGCUACAUAUGGGGACAUGGCAGCUGCAUCGUUCCAUGAGCCGCGGACCCAAGGCAGUUUCGAGCCACAUUCUUUCCCCACCAGUGCAGCAAGUUCAUUCAAUUCCAACAUGGACUAUCCUUCAGCUCAUCCGGAUGACCCUGCUGGGCAGCUGCCCUAUCUCUCUUGGUUUCAUCCUCCGAUGUGGUUCCAUCCACCUCUUUGGGACAAAUCAUGGGAAUCUCCAGGAGUAUCUUUUGGCGUGAUGUCUCAUGAUGGCGCAUCGAAUCCCUACUAUGGACAACACCCCAUGCCGAUCAACGAAGCACCACAACCUGAAAUUCGUGACGGCCAUCAUGUCGGGGUCCACAAUUCCGCGCCCAAACCUCAAGGGGUUCUACCCAUGAACGACGCUAGAAUUGCUCAUAGUCAUGCUGGAGGUCCUAUACGAAUGAAAGCGGAACAGGUUCCGAUGCAGCACGAUGCCCAAUUCUAUGAAACAAAUGGGAAGACGUUUGUGCAUCCAGAACAUCCAGUCAGCUCUCCUAUCACGAGCGACGGUUUCGUGCACCAAGCGGAUGCUUUUGGUCAUCCUGACGGAUCUCUACGACGCCGGAGCGUUGCUGACAUUAGACAACAGCAGAACACUUCCUGGAGACCCGAGGGACCUCCUCAGCCUCAGUACACCGAGGCAAAGUUCGUCGCGGGUGGUGGUAUGCAUCGACCCCCCACACCACCGCAAGAGAGUCUCCGGUCUCCAACAAACGAAUCAGAUCCAAUGUCAAGACGCAAUUCGGCAACGUCAAGACAAAUUGGAUACUCAGGUAUGCUACCGGAACGACCUGUGAUGGAACCGGCGCAAAUGGCCAUAGCUUCCCAGAUGAGGGAGGCAGAUCACUAUCCACAUCCACCAUCACGAAAGCAGUCCACAGCAGGAAUUCAAGAUGUUGCUAUGGCGGAUGGGGUUGUUCCGUCACAAGAACAAGCCGGGCAACAAGGCUGGCAAUGGCAUUAUCCUGCACCGAAACAAGGUCCUUACCUACCUCAGGGGCCCAUAGUCUAUCACAACCUUGACAGUAUAAUGGAGCAUGGAAUGGCGUACGACCAGCAAUUUCAACGACACUUACAACCGAACCAGGUCGUCUCGACGGGCGCGUAUGCUCCUAAUGCGGGCCGACAUGGCUGGUGGGGAUGAGCUACUUGAUGUUAUGAUUGUCUAGAUACCCCUACCAGCUGUACGAUGGGAUGAUUAUGGAAUGAAUGGGCGGCGCUUCUGAGCGGGACAGUGCAUAUUAAGAUGCCCUAUGUAUAUUAUUAGCCAUGGGCAGCAGCCGUGAUACCAUUAGAUCACUGUGGUAGGCAAGGGAGAAGAGGCCAUUGUGUCAUUGUGCCAUAGUAUGUUAAUAUGAAU